Molecule: messenger RNA, 2106 nt
Organism: Odontomachus brunneus
Lineage: Eukaryota; Metazoa; Arthropoda; Insecta; Hymenoptera; Formicidae
Source: RefSeq, a predicted model, not a curated record
AUGAGUGAGAUUCUGAGGAAGGUGAAAGAAGGUUUCAUGGAGGUGAAAGCGGAAUUGAGAGAGGUGAAGGAAGGGAGGACGGAGAUGAGAGAAUGGAUGGAGGAAAUGAGAAGGAGAUUAGACAGUUUGGAGGAAAGAGUAGAGGAAAUGGAGAAAGAUAAGGGAGGGGAGGAGAAAGAGGAAGGGUGUGGGGAAAAGAAGGUAAAGGAAAAGAUAGAACAGUUGGAGUUAAGGAGAAAGGGAGAGAUGAAGGAAGUAGAAGGAAAAAUGAAGAGGCUAGAGUUGGAGGGGGAAAAGAGGAAAAGGGAAGAGAGUUUGUUUGAACCAUCUUUUCGUGAAAAUAUAGCAUCUUGUUUUGUUCAAAAUAAGCAUUGCCAAGGGAAUAGUAUAUUGUCUAUUUUAAGAUCGCACUCUUGCUUUAGUAAUUUGCCCAAAGAUGUAAGAACUCUUCUACAUACACCACGACAUCCUGUCGUUGUAUUUAAAAUUAAGCCAGGGGAAUAUGUUCAUUGCAAUCUAGAAGAAGGAAUUGUUGAAAAUCUCUUAAAUUCUUCAUUUGAACAUGUUAUUACAGAAUUAGAAAUUGAUUUCAACAUUGAUGGAUGUACUUUGGAUAAGUCAUCCACUGUUCAAAUCUGGCCAAUUCAAUGCAGAUUAGUAAACGUGCGAAAUGUUAAACCAAUUGUUGUAGGACUUUAUAAAGGUGCACAAAAGCCUAGUGAUCCCGUUGCUUUCUUUGAAAAAUUCAUCGCUGAUAUUGCAGCCAUUAUAUCCAAGGGAGGUAUAACUUUUCGUGGCAGUGUUAUAGUAAUAAAAUUAAGGUCCUUCAUAGCUGAUGCAACGGCUCGAGCGUUCAUUCUAAAUCAUCGUGGUCAUACAUCAUGUCAUCCCUGUUCCAAGUGUAAAAUUUCUGGCAUACAAAGCAAUGGUCGUUACGUCUUCAAUGGUAUAAAUCAUCCUCCUCGUAGUGAUAAAGAUUAUAAAUUGCAUCUUGAUGAAGAUCAUCACAAGAAGGGUAUAAGUCCAUUAUUUAUGCUGCCAAUAGGAAUGGUUUCCCAAGUGCCCUUUGAGUAUAUGCACUUAGUAUGUUUGGGUGUGAUGAAAAAAAUAUUGUCCGCAUUGGUACAUGGCAAGUAUUCACGGUUAGCUAAACUUCCGGCAGUAUCAAUUUCUACAAUUAGUGCACGUUUAAAUAAUUUACGACAAUAUUGUCCUACGGAUUUCUCAAGACGCCCUAGAUCUUUAGAUGCAUAUUCCAAAUAUAAAGCAACAGAAUUUCGCCAAUUUCUGUUGUAUACAGGGCCUGUUGUUAUGUACGGUAUUUUGGAUGAACAAUUGUAUAAACACUUCUUACUUUUACAUGCUGCUAUAAGGGUCUUACUAUUAAAGUGCCAUUCGGAGAAAUAUCUGACGAUCGCGGAACUUGUAUUGCAAAAGUUUGUAGUUCGUUCUAAUAAUCUUUUUGGCUCAAAUUUUACUAGUUACAAUGUCCAUGGUCUACUUCAUCUCACAAACGACGUUAGGCGUUUUGGUAGUCUAGAAUCAUUUUCCGCUUUUCCGUAUGAAAAUAAUAUGUCCAUUUUUCGUAAAUAUUGUAGAAAACCAAGUUUAUCUUUACAACAAUUUGCCAAUAGAAUGACAGAAAUACAAUAUCACGGACAUGAGAAUUUCAAAAUCGAUUCAUCCACUCGCGUGUCAAUGCCAUGUAAGAAUAAUGAAAAUAGUAAUUAUUAUUUGAAAAUUGAAUGUAAUGGAAUACGCCUAACUACCAAUAUGCGAGACAAUUGUUGCAUUUUGUUAGAUCGGUCAAUUUGUAUUGUCUUGCAUAUUAUUGCAGAGAACGGUUCUUAUCGUUUAGCUGUAAAGCGUUUUUUAGACGUGGAUAAUUUUUAUAAUGUUGGAAUGCCAUCUUUAGCCUUUUAUAUAUACAAAUGUAGUAACAUAAGUAACGACAUUGUUGUUAUUAACUCCGACCAAGUGCAUGCGAAAGGCUAUAGGAUGCCUUUAUCUGAAAAAGCAUCAGUGAAUAACGGCAGCGACAGCGAUGAAGAGGACGUCACAGAAACAUCAACGUAUAUCGUCGCCGCAUUAAUUCACGCGGAAUAA